AUGCCGCUGGGACUAAAGACACUCGUCGUGGAGCCAGGUCGCUUUCACACCAAGCUUCUAUCAACAUCAAACCUUUAUGUCAGAGGAGCCCACUCCAAGAUCCCAGAGUACUCGCUUUUCUACGACCAGGUAUUGCCCAACAUUUCAGCCACGAGCGGCACACAGUUUGGCGAUCCGAGGAACUUUGUCUCUAUUGUGCUUAACCCGGUCUGUGGGGAGGGCGUGGCUAAAGAUAAGAACGUCUCGCUAGGGGUUUUGCUGGGAGAGGAUGCUUGGAGUGAGGUUGGAGGCAAGUUGAAGGGCACGAUGAAGGAUUAUCAGGAGUGGGAAGAGAUCAUACGAAGCACGUUUCGAUUUGUAAGAUGA
This is a messenger RNA of Cyphellophora europaea CBS 101466, 366 nucleotides long. RefSeq lists its product as uncharacterized. The record is from RefSeq and is a predicted model, not a curated record. The transcript has a single exon. The coding region runs from base 1 to 366 and encodes 121 amino acids. NCBI's taxonomy places the organism in Eukaryota, Fungi, Ascomycota, Eurotiomycetes, Chaetothyriales, Cyphellophoraceae.